AAAUUCCCACACCCAUCAGACCUCGGAGUCAGCUAAAACAAGAGACAGAAUCACAGAGGGAGACCUGCGGUACCUCUCCCUCCAAGGCUCCAACCACCACCAAAGGGAAAACCAAAUUUUCUGCAACCACAAUCAUUUCACGGAAGAGUAGCCCAGAUUCUCGCAGAUACCCCUAUAUAGCACCAGUGUACGAAUAUAUGCAUAUUGGUCUGUAUCAGUAUAUGUUGUUUGGAUUAUAGUUGCUUUCCAAAUUCGUUCGGCUGAGAUAAUGCAAGUGAGAUGGCGAAACGUUUUGAUUCUCAAGAAUUCUGUUAUUCAAUCAACGUCAGUGGCAUCAUCACCUUCGUUGACCCAUUUGGCUUCGUUUCACUCCACGCCCAUUUCAUAUGAGAAAUGGAAAAGCAAAUGGAAUUUCGUGAAUUAUGAUGCGAAACGAGGUCCACAGCCAACAAAGGUAUUGAAACUUUCCAUUAAGCUUUCAGAUUCCUAUACCAUACGACAUGAAUGCCUGUCACUGGUUCCCCAGAAUCAUAUCAAAUAUGAAAUUCGUCAAAAACGUGCUGACGCAAAAAGAGCUCUAAAAGAUCUUCUCUUCAACAGUGGUGCCCCUAAAAUUACAGCUGAGAAUUACUCCUCAAGGGUGGAAGAAACAACCAGCUGGAACACUGAGCAUGCAGAUCAUUCUGACAGUUCGGAAAAGAAAAGUAGAUCAAAGUCUUCUGCUCGACGUGCCAGUAAAGCUCAAGCCAAGAGAAUGAAACGGAAGUUUAGACAAGAAAGUUUCUCUGAUGAUUUUGAUGCACAUCCUGAGAGAAUGUUUCAAGCAAAAUUUGGAAACAGAUGGUAUACUUGGUCAUUCAAGUUAGGGGAAGAGUCUCAUAAUCAAACUACAGCAAAUGGAUUUGAGUGGAGAGACCAUACAAACUGGACUAACAGUAAAUAUAGAGAUUGGCGGAACACUAGUGAUAUCGAGUCUGAUGAUGAGUUGUGUGUUGUUGGUUCAUCUGCUGACAGAACAAUACUUGGUCUACCUCCUAAAGGUCCUUUAAAGAUAGAAGACGUCAAAAUUGCUUUCCGCUUGUCCGCUUUAAAGUGGCAUCCUGAUAAGCAUCAAGGCUCCUCACAGGCAAUGGCAGAAGAGAGAUUCAAGCUGUGUGUCGAUGCUUACAAAUCACUUUGCAGUGCGCUUUCCUCAGCUUAGGUUUUUCAGCUGGUUCUGAUUUCCAUGGCUCUUAAGGACGUUUUCCUAGCAAAUUGAGCUCCGGUUGCAAAGUAGUGGGUAAAUUAUUUUUUUAGCAGUCAUACGGGUCAAUUUCUUCGUAAGAUGUUAUUCAAAGCAUAAAAGUGCCAUGUACCAUUCAACCUGUCAGGUGUUCUAGGAACUAGGUUUUUCCAUUUGCUGAGACACCCAUCGUAACCCCCCGAGAAUGAGACUUUUAUUUUCUUUUAGGGAUCAUUAGAAUAACAUCACAUUAUAACAUUUAUAGGAGGAGGGAAGUGUGAGGAAUAGGGCUAGUGCUCUGCUUGAAUGUAUUUGGUUCAAAAAGCAGGGUUUUUUUUUUUUUUUCAUGGCAAGGUUUGUGUAUUUAAUUGCUAGUGUGUAUGUACCAUUGAAUUGAUCAGACUACAAGUGGUGGGAAACCCAUUUGGAGUCUGGACAGUGGAUUAUGUAAUCAAGUGGUGGGAAACCCCUUUGGAGUCUGGACAGUGGAUUAUGUAAUCAAGUGGUGGGAAACCCCUUUGGAGUCUGGACAGUGGAUUAUGUAAUUUGGUGGAAACAUUUUUUGGGCCGUUAAGUGAAUAAAA
This is a messenger RNA of Rhododendron vialii, 1806 nucleotides long. RefSeq lists its product as uncharacterized. The coding region runs from base 269 to 1201 and encodes 310 amino acids. The record is from RefSeq and is a predicted model, not a curated record. NCBI's taxonomy places the organism in Eukaryota, Viridiplantae, Streptophyta, Magnoliopsida, Ericales, Ericaceae. The transcript has 7 exons.